Messenger RNA from Rhodotorula toruloides NP11, 915 nucleotides. RefSeq names its product ATP synthase gamma chain. The record is from RefSeq and is a predicted model, not a curated record. The coding region runs from base 1 to 915 and encodes 304 amino acids. The transcript has 7 exons. Gene Ontology annotation, molecular function: proton-transporting ATP synthase activity, rotational mechanism. NCBI's taxonomy places the organism in Eukaryota, Fungi, Basidiomycota, Microbotryomycetes, Sporidiobolales, Sporidiobolaceae. Gene Ontology annotation, biological process: proton motive force-driven ATP synthesis.
AUGCUUCUCUCCACUUCCCGCACCGCCGUCCGCGCCGUCGCCGCCGCCCCGUCGGCCGCCCGUGCCUUCUCGUCGACCCCGGCACCGCAGGCCACCCUGCGUGAGCUCGAGUCGCGCAUCAAGUCGGUCGGCAACAUUGGCAAGAUCACCAAGUCGAUGAAGAUGGUUGCCGCUUCCCGUCUCGCCCGUGCCCAGCGCUCCAUGACCGACGCCAAGGCCUACGGCAAGGCCAACGACGCCGUCUUCGAGCAGUCGGAGGCGUCCAAGUCCGAGGCUAAGGUCGAGAAGAUCCUCUACAUCGUCGCCUCGUCCGACCGUGGUCUCUGCGGCGGUAUCCACUCGUCCGUCGCUAAGGCUGCGAGGAAGGACAUCGAGAAGGGCGAGGGUGCCGGAAAGGAGAUCCGCGUCGUCGCGCUCGGCGAGAAGCCCAAGCAGCAGAUGGCUCGUGGUGAGGGCGCCAAGGCCCUCGAGCUCUCGUUCUCGCAGAUCGGCAAGUCCGUCCCCACCUUCAACGACGCUCUCGCCAUCGCCGACAAGAUCGAGGCGGAGAAGUUCGACUUUGACAAGGUCAAGAUCAUCUACAACAAGUUCUUGUCCGUCAUCUCGUACGAGGCCUCGGCUCUCGAGAUCUACUCGACGAAGGCGCUCCAGGGCUCGCCCGCGUUCGCCGCGUACGAGGUCGACUCUGACGAGCUCGCCGGCGACCUUUCGUCGUUCGCGCUCGCCAACGCCAUCUACGCCGGUCUCGUCGAGGGCUACGCCGCCGAGAUCUCGGCUCGCCGCAACGCCAUGGAGAACGCUUCGAAGAACGCCGACGAGAUGACCGGCAAGCUGCAGAUGCAGUUCAACCGCAUGCGUCAGGCCGCCAUCACGAACGAGUUGGUCGACAUCAUCACCGGUGCCAGUGCGCUCUAA